This is a messenger RNA of Dendronephthya gigantea, 995 nucleotides long. Its product is annotated as collagen alpha-1(XII) chain-like. Lineage: Eukaryota; Metazoa; Cnidaria; Anthozoa; Malacalcyonacea; Nephtheidae. The record is from RefSeq and is a predicted model, not a curated record. The transcript has 5 exons. The coding region runs from base 285 to 995 and encodes 236 amino acids.
UAAGACUUAUUGACGUUACACAAUUCUUGAUCUCCUGCGUAUGUCAUGAGACGCACCCGCGCAUACCUCUGUGACACGGCAGGGGAAAUACCAAGAUAUUAACGCAAUGACAUAUUGAAAUACCAUUUGCCGCGCCUUGCCAAAUCGGUACAUAUAAGAAGAUAAGCGUUGCAAGGAAAACAUCACAACAGACCAGCAAGUCGCAACGUGAGCAUCACUUGCGCAAAGGAUUUUGGAAUUGUUAUUACGAAGAACAGAGGACUAUUGUAAGUUCUACAGCAAAAAUGAAGGGGAUUAUUUUGUUUGUUGCUGUUUUCUGCUGUAUCCAAGGCAACACAUUUGCAGCAUUAAAAAGCGGAAAGAAUGGAGCAUGCACCCAGGAACCGAGGGAUAUUUUUCUCGUGGUGGACGGAUCAGCAAGCAUCGGCAUCUCACAGUUCGAAAGCGUGAGGCAGUUCAUUCUCCAACUGAUCAAAGCUGUUCAAGUGCACGAGGAUUAUACUCAUUUCGGCCUUUUGCAAUUCAGCUCAGACGAUAAGACAAAGGUUGAGUUUGAACUCGACUAUUCUCAUAAAUCAAACGUGUUGUUAGACAAAGUGCGCAGUCUGAAGUACCAAAGUGGUACUGCAACAAAAACUGGCUCCGCUUUAGAUAUUGUGGAGAGAGAGGUUUUCACCCCUGAAGCCGAUGAUCGUCCCAAUGUCCCAGAUUACCUCAUAAUAUUCACUGACGGUCAGGCCACAGACAGAAGACGAGCUUACAGGGUUUCAGAGAAGCUGAAGCGGAAAGGAGUAAAAAUUGUAGCUAUUGGUGCUGGUAGGGAUAAGUUUAAUUUCUUGAAACAACUGGAAGAGAUCGCAAGUAGCCCUUCUGACGUGUGGAUGGCCGAUUUUGAUAACCUGAACGAAAUUGUUGGUGUCAUUGUAAAGGAUGUUGUGAACGAAAUUUGCCCUGAACCUCCCCCGGACUAUAUUCAGUCUGUCAGUAACUGUUAG